Molecule: messenger RNA, 683 nt
Organism: Venturia canescens
Lineage: Eukaryota; Metazoa; Arthropoda; Insecta; Hymenoptera; Ichneumonidae
Exons: 3
Coding region: 260-619 (119 amino acids)
Source: RefSeq, a predicted model, not a curated record
GAGUCAUGAUAGUAUCGAAUUUUUUUCAUAAACAUAAUUGAAUUGUCCCUCGUUAUUAAAAUGUUUUAUUUUUGAUAAUUCUGCAACUGUUUGACUUCGAUUUUCAAUUAAAAGGAGUAAUUUUAUAUGAUUUGGAACGGUUGUUUUCGCGUCUUACGUAUGGUCUGUUGUCCUUAAAAAUAUGUCUUAAUUGGGAGAGCUAGAGAGUUUCAAAUGAUUGAAAACACCAGAUCAAAAGUAAUAUAUCACUUGGUUGUAUAUGGAGAACUCGGAAAAACGAAUAUAUCCUGGCAACAGAGACUCGUCCCACAACGCCAGUAGCAGCAGCAUCAGAAACAGCGUCAAACCGGCGUCAAUGCAUGUUGAUAUGUUGUUGUCCAAGAACGAAAGAACACACGGGCCACACGGUCACGGCGGCAUUAAUGAAAUGCUGCGCGAGAGAAAUUGGACAGGUAAAUGGCGGGGAUACCCAGUGACGAUGAAUCAUGCCGCAAAGUAUCGAGAGAAAAUACUGUACCCACGAAUUCUUCGAUGUAUGAGGGAGAGUCGAACAAGAGGUCAUCACAUUGCGAUGCGUCAUAUGGGACGAACUAGCAGUGGAAAAACAUGGACGAAAUAACUAUUCAGAGACCGAGAGCAAAAUCGAUCAGAAAGACGAGUGAUGACGUCUUUAACCGUGCGCC